AUGUUAUCGUUAUCAAAUAGUCAAAAUGAACCAUCAGCACUUUUAUCCAAUGCUCGUUCAACUAUUGCUACAUUAAUUCAACGACCAACUACAAUAACAACAUCAAAUGCAUUUGAUGAAUUUUCUAUAUUAGAUAAUUUAAUUGAUGUUAGUAAAGAUGUUGAUCGUUUUGAAGGUGGUGAAAAUCGUAAAUUUUUAAAUAUAGCACAAUUAAUAACAGCAUCAACAUGUAUUUAUUCUCGUCGUGUUGAUGCACUUUAUAAAUUAAUAAAUACAUUUCAAACAUCAUCAUCAUCAUCAGAUAAUAAACAAGAUGAAAAUCAAUUAUCAGAAUCAAUUAUUAUUAUUAAUAAACAAGAAGAACAUGAAAUACAAAAAAUUAUUAAAGAAAAAAAGAAAAAAUCUAAACAAAUUCAACGUUCAUUUAUAUGUAAUGAUCCAACUAAAAUUAAUUUAAAUUUAUCAAAAAAUUUUUUUCUUGAUCGAACAUCUUUAUUUGAUCUUAAAAUUUUUCAACAAAAUGUACCAAUAGGUAAUAAACAAUUUUGGUUAAAUGAUACACAACCGAUGAUAUUUAAUCUUCUUUUUCAUAAUCAAUCAAUUGAAAUAAAUGAAAAUAAUCAACAACAAGAAUCUGAACAAUUAAUUAAUGUACUUAAUAAAUUAUCACCGAUUAAACAUAGAACAAUAUUAAAUGAUAAUGAUAUUCCAUUACCUACAUAUGAUGAUAAUGAUGAUCAAGAAUUACCAUGGAAUAAUAAAAAUAUAAUUGAAAAGAAAAAAUCAAAUAAAAAUCGAAGAAAAAAAUAA
Rotaria sp. Silwood2 is the source of this 810-nucleotide messenger RNA. The record is from the annotation of a GenBank genome assembly. Lineage: Eukaryota; Metazoa; Rotifera; Eurotatoria; Philodinida; Philodinidae.